UCCUCACAUUCCUUUCUCAAACAACUUAAUAAUUACCCUUCCAUUUUCCACCGAGUUAACAACUCACCGGACUCACUGAGUCACAUCACAAUAAGAACAAUGGGAAAUUGCAGCUCCUCCGAUUCAACUCGUGUUGCAACAGCAAAACUCAUUUUACAAGACGGAAGAUUACAAGAAUUUUCAUAUCCAGUCAAAGUUUCUUACCUCUUGAAAGAGUAUCCAUCGUGUUUUAUAUGUAACUCCGACGAAAUGGAUUUCGACGACGUCGUAACCGCCGUCGACGAAAACCAAGUGUUGCAACCCGGACAGCUUUAUUUUGCUCUUCCGUUGAGUUGGUUGAAACAACCGUUGCAAGCUCAAGAGAUGGCUGCAUUGGCCGUUAAAGCGAGUUCGGCUCUCAUGAAAUGCGGUGUUCGUCGGAAACAGAUUCUGUUCUCCGGUGAGUAUGACUCUAAGCGCGUUUCACCGGCUAAUGGUUCUGUCGGUGGUACUGUGCAGAGAUCAAGAAGAGGAAGAGCUGGAAGUGGUAGUGGCGGUGUUGAGAAGUUUGCGGCGUUGUUGAGUUCGAUACCGGAGUAGGGGUAGUUUGGGAAGAAAAUAUUUGAUGGUUAUUUUUGUAAUUUUGUAGAUAUUUUUUUUAGGGAAGAAAAUGGAAGUAAUUUUAGAUUCUUUGGAGUUAGACGAAACUCGUAAUUGAAAUUUGGAUAUUCCGUUAAUUUGUCGUUCUCUUUAAA
This is a messenger RNA of Trifolium pratense (red clover), 734 nucleotides long. RefSeq lists its product as uncharacterized. Bases 100 to 579 code for a protein of 159 amino acids. The transcript has a single exon. The record is from RefSeq and is a predicted model, not a curated record. Lineage: Eukaryota; Viridiplantae; Streptophyta; Magnoliopsida; Fabales; Fabaceae.